This is a messenger RNA of Peniophora sp. CBMAI 1063, 921 nucleotides long. Lineage: Eukaryota; Fungi; Basidiomycota; Agaricomycetes; Russulales; Peniophoraceae. The record is from the annotation of a GenBank genome assembly.
AUGUCAAGCCAGGGAUCUACGCCAGCUGUUCUGACAGAAUGGCUUCGCGUGUUUCGCCUACAACACGUAAUCUGUGGUCUUUACCUUUACGAGUGGGUAACAACGCUUGACUAUGAAUGUCACUUCUACACGAGGAGACGGGCGUGGACAUGGACGUUCGGACCCUACCUGCUCUGCCGUUACAGCGCGUUGGGUGCUCUUGUCAACCUGCUCCUCGAGCUGAACAACCCGCCCAUGCUCGACUGCACGACUUGGGCAAGAAUGGAGCUGCUGCUCCCUUACCUGGGCGUCCUGAUGGCUUCUCUCCUCAUCGCGGUCCGCACCAUCGCCAUCUGGAAUCGACAACCAGCUAUCGUGGCGGUGGCGCUCAUGGGUGUUCUGACAUCACUAGCCCUUGUGAUCCACAGUAUCGUGAUUUCCUGGGGAACAUGGAAUUCAAACAUCCGAAGCUGUUAUUUGCCGGAUAGUGCGCCUACGAGUCUAUCUGUACUCGCUGCAACACUGGCAUUCGACGUGUUGCUGUUGCUACUCAUGCUUCUCGGACUGUUCCGAAGAAGGACUGCCCGCCGAUGCGCCAUAUGGAACUUUUUGUGGAAACAAGGACUUAUAUGGCUCGCAAUUGCCCUGGCAGCAGAAGUGCCAACCGUCAUCAUUAUCGCGCUCGACUUCAGCAGCUCAAUCAAUCAGGCGUUCCAGGCUGUGGGAGUUGUUGUGAUCGUUCUUGCGGCCACGAGGAUGUACCGCUCCCUCACAGAUAUUCUGCUUGCCAGCAGGUCGAACCCUCCUGAUUGCGACGAAAGUGUCAAGCUGGCAGUGCUUAGACGCUGUCCCACGCGCAAUCUCUACACAAGCUGUCCACCUAGCGGCGCUACGGAACAACCUGUUGAGAUCGAGGUUCGCGUGGAGCAAGAAGUGGUCUAG